Molecule: messenger RNA, 3202 nt
Organism: Lytechinus pictus (painted urchin)
Lineage: Eukaryota; Metazoa; Echinodermata; Echinoidea; Temnopleuroida; Toxopneustidae
Product: high-affinity choline transporter 1-like
Exons: 7
Coding region: 135-1580 (481 amino acids)
Biological process (GO): transmembrane transport; choline transport; acetylcholine biosynthetic process
Cellular component (GO): plasma membrane
Molecular function (GO): choline:sodium symporter activity
Source: RefSeq, a predicted model, not a curated record
CAUGGGUAGGAGGAGGGUACAUAAAUGGUACGGCAGAGUAUGUUUAUACACAAGGCUAUGGGUUGCUAUGGACACAGGCUCCAUGGGGCUAUGCUGCAAGUUUAGUUCUUGGUGGUCUUUUGUUUGCAAAGCAGAUGAGAUCUCAAGGCUACGUAACCAUGCUGGAUCCGUUCCAGCUGAAAUAUGGCUCCCGUAUGGGAGGACUUCUCUUCCUGCCAGCCCUCAUGGGUGAACUAUGCUGGUCCGCUGCCAUCCUUUCUGCUCUCGGUGCCACAAUUAGCGUCAUCUUGGAGCUAAACAUCGAGGUAUCGGUCACCAUCUCGGCGUGUAUCGCGGCGUUCUACACAUUCUUCGGUGGACUUUACUCAGUAGCUUAUACAGAUGUUAUACAGCUCAUCUGCAUCUUCUUUGGUUUGUGGCUAUGUAUCCCAUUCGCCAUGACUAACGAUGCCGUCCGGCCAAUCACCAACACUUCCAGCGAGUGGCUCGGUCAGUGGGACAACAAGUAUGCUGGCGUCUGGUUUGACUAUGCACUUCUACUGAUGUUUGGAGGUAUCCCGUGGCAGGUGUAUUUCCAGCGUGUCCUAUCAUCCAAGAGUGCAGAGAGGGCCCAAGCACUCUCCUACAUUGCUGCUUUUGGCUGCAUCAUCAUGGCAGUCCCACCUAUUCUCAUUGGCGCAAUCGGUUACAGCGCAGAUUGGUCACAAACUAGGAUAAACCUCAACAAAACGAGACCUGAGGAGAACCAAGCGUUGAUUCUACCUCUUGUGAUCCAGUACCUGACACCUCCUUGGGUCUCCUUCGUCGGUCUUGGUGCCGUGUCCGCUGCAGUCAUGUCCUCCGCAGACUCCUCCAUUUUGUCCGCCAGCUCCAUGUUUGUCAGAAAUGUGUACAAACUGGUGUUUAGGCAAGGGGCAACAGAACGUGAACUUCUCUGGGUUCUGAGGAUAUCUAUCAUCGUAGUAACCGCUCUUGCUCUUGUCAUGGGAUUGACCAUCAAGUCAGUAUAUGCCCUCUGGUUCCUGUGCUCAGACUUUGUCUAUGUGAUUCUCUUCCCUCAACUCUUUUGCGUGGUCUACUUCAGCAAAGUCAACACCUACGGUUCUCUGUCUGCGUACGCCGUAGCCCUGUUGCUAAGGUUAGGGGGUGGUGACACCACCCUCAAAAUAGCUCCUUUCAUCAAAUAUCCUCUAUACGACAGCGAGGAAGGGCAGUUGUUCCCAUUCCGCACAUUUGCAAUGUCCAUGUCCUUUUUAACAUUAAUUAUCGUGUCCUACUUAACACACUAUCUAUUCACCACGGGCAAACUUGGGAAGCACCUCGAUGUCUUUCAGUGCGUCGUCAACAUUCCGGAGCUCCACCGCGAGAAGUACGACGCGGUGGACGGCGAGAACCUGCAGCUUAAGACGAUAAAAACGGACGGCCCCGUGGACGGGGUGCAGCCCGGUGCCGUCGACAUCCUCCAACGAGACAAACUCCUUGAUCUUGGCCGUAGUAUCAUUCCAGAAUCAAUAUCCAAAGAGCCUCUUAAGGAUGCCCUUGAUGAGUCACCAGUGACGACGCCGGAUUCACCGGAAUAACACCAGCAGUCCUAGGUUGUAGUCUAUUGAAUUGCAGAUAAAUUGUACUAUGUGUGUUUGUGUGAGAAUUAGAGAACUUGAGAGGUGACAUAGGAGAGCGUGUGUGUUUGCGUGUGAGAGAGAGAGAGCAUGAGAGUUCUUAUUGAUAUAUAUAUAAAAUUCACAAAGAUGAAUCAGUAACAUUUUUUAAGGUUAAGCAUUGGUACUUUCAAUAAGGCUUUUUCGUAUUACAAGUUACAAACUUGAAGCAAUGCAAAUAAUAUUGAUCCUGUUGUUUAGGGUACAUUGUCUUCCCUAUACAUGUAUAUAAAAAGAACCAUCUUUAUAUUUGAUUUCAACAAAAGUCAUCAAAAUCUGAACUAAUCUCCUUUAAUCUGGCUUUGGUUAUUAAGGAAUUCAGUCCAAGUCACAAUUAGAGUCCCCAGGAGCAGAAUAUAUUUUUUGUGUCUUUAUCUCACUUUUAUGAAUUAGCUCUUUUUAUUAAACAUUUAUGUUUAGGAAUCGAUUCAAAAUGUGCUUGGCAGUCAUCGAUAAACUUUGCACCCCUUGCAAGCAUAGGAAAUGCAUGUAUUCAUCGGCCAUUAUUCUGAAGUCGGGUUUUAUUUUUAACUCUGGUUUAAAGUUGCGGUUUAACUAUGGAUAGCCAACAGUGACAUAAAUCUCUAACAGUAGAGGUUUAUAACAUCAGCUCAUUUGACUAUCUAAUCAUUCUUAACUGUCUGGGAAGGAUAAAUGAAAUAAUUGUCUUCACUAUUAAAGAAUUUGGAAAGAGCACAGUAAACAUGAGAAACAUACCAUGUGAACAAAUUUUGACAUAUUUGGCUUUCCAUAAUUUUAGCACAGAGUUAGACCACAGUCUAAGUUAAACCCGAGUUCAGAAUGCAGACCAUUUACUAUUAAAUUACUUCAGAAAUCCAACAUGCAGAAUACAAGCUAAAGUGCUUUACAUGUCUGACAUGGACCACUACAUGAUUAUUCACUAACAACUGAAAUCUUUUUUAAAGGACAAGUCCACCCCAACAAAAAGUUGAUUUGAAUAAAAAGAGAAAAAUUCAACAAGCAUAACACUGAAAAUUUCAUCAAAAUCGGAUGUAGAAUAAGAAAGUUAAGACAUUUUAAAGUUUCGCUUCAUUUCACAAAACAGUUAUAUGCACAUCUUGGUCGGUAUGCAAAUGAGGGAACUGAUGACAUCACUCACUCACUAUUUCUUUUGUAUUUUAUUAUAUGAAAUAUGAAAUAUUUUGAUUUUCUCGUCAUUGUCAUGUGAAAUGAAGUUUCAUUCCUUCCUGAACACGUGGAAUUCCACUAUUUUAACAUUUUGUGCUUCAGGCAAGGAGGUCCUAAUCGUCAAAUUCGUAAAAAUUGAAAUAUUGUAUAAUUCAAACAAUAAAAAACAAAAGAAAUAGUGAGUGAGUGACAUCAUCGACUCCCUCAUUUGGAUGUAACUGGCUCGUUCAUAUAACUAUUUUGUUAAAAAUAAGCGAAACUUUGAAAUGUCAUAACUUUCUUAUUUUACAUACGAUUUUGAUGAAAUUUUCAGCAUUGUGCUCGUCGGAUUUUUCUCUAUUGAUUCAAAUCAACAUUUUUCUGAGGUGGACUUGACCUUUAAGAAGCUCAAGGCC